Stomoxys calcitrans (stable fly) is the source of this 1382-nucleotide messenger RNA. Its product is annotated as procathepsin L. NCBI's taxonomy places the organism in Eukaryota, Metazoa, Arthropoda, Insecta, Diptera, Muscidae. The record is from RefSeq and is a predicted model, not a curated record. The transcript is spliced from 4 exons. Gene Ontology annotation, cellular component: lysosome. Gene Ontology annotation, molecular function: cysteine-type endopeptidase activity. The coding region runs from base 119 to 1246 and encodes 375 amino acids.
UGACAAUUAGUGAAUCUAUAAAAGAUGCUGUUCAAGAUCUCCAGUAAAUAUUAUUGGUGAUUACGUUCGAAAGAUUCCACAAAGCAUCUUUUGUGUGUGUGUGUGUGUGCCACUAAGAAUGAAGCUGAUUUUGAGUAUCCUGCCCUUGUGCUUUGCCUUGGCCUAUGGUCAAUUUGGUGGCUUUGGAGGUUUUGGUGGCAAUGUAGCCGAUACGCUCCAAAGGGGAAGCAGUGCGGCUGUCAAUACUUUGCAGAGUGGUGUAAGUGCUGUGGCUUCUGGAUUAAAGAGUGUGCCAGUGCUGAAUAAUGUCAAGGACUUUGCUGAUUUCGCUGCCCAAACUGGCAAGACCUAUGCCAAUGCUGCUGAUAAAGCAUUACGUGAAGGCAUUUUCAAGGGACGUAUGACUUUGGUGGAUGCCAAUAACAAAGCCUUUGCUGCUGGCACUUCAACAUUCGAAUCCGGCAUCAACGCAUUCGCUGAUCUUACUCAGGCUGAAUUCUUGUCUCAACUUACCGGUAAUCGCAAAUCGGCCAAGGGAGAGGAACAAGCCAAGAAACAUCGUCAUAAGCCCGAGUUGGAUGAAAGUGGUAAGAUUCCUGAUGCUUUUGAUUGGCGUCAAAAGGGUGGAGUUACUCCUGUUAAAUUCCAAGGCGAAUGUGGCUCUUGCUGGUCUUUUGCUACCACCGGUGCCAUUGAAGGUCAUUACUUCCGCAAGACUGGACAAUUGAUUAAUCUCUCCGAACAGAAUAUGAUUGAUUGCGGCAAAGAGGAAUUCGGUUUGGCUGGUUGUGAUGGCGGUUUCCAGGAGUAUGCCUUCGAAUUUGUCACCAAUCAAAAGGGUGUGGCCAAGGCUGAGGGCUAUCCCUAUUUGGAUAAGAAGGAUAGCUGUCAUUACAAGGAUGCAUUGAAGGGUGCUGAAAUCGAUGGAUUUGCUACUAUUACACCUAAAGAUGAGGAUACCAUGAAGAAGGUCAUAGCAACCAUGGGUCCUUUGGCCUGCUCUGUCAAUGGCUUGGAGUCCUUGUUGUUGUACAAACGCGGCAUCUACUCCGAUGAGGAGUGCAACAAGGGUGAAGUCAAUCACUCGAUUCUAGUUGUGGGCUAUGGCAGCGAAAACGGCAAAGAUUUCUGGAUUGUCAAGAACUCCUGGGACAAGGCUUGGGGUGAGGAGGGUUACUUCCGUUUGCCACGUGGCAAAAACUUCUGUGGCAUCGCCAGCGAAUGCAGUUAUCCUCUUAUUAAAUAAGCUGUAAAUCUCUAUCCCCCCCCUCCAACAAAAGAAAGGCUUGUCCAAAAGGAAUCUCUUUUUACGUUUUUUUUUUGUUUUGUUAAUUUUAUUGGAAUUUACAAUAAACAAACUUUAGAAUAUAACAAAUACAACA